This is a messenger RNA of Teleopsis dalmanni, 1191 nucleotides long. It is a transcript of the gene Fnta, whose product is annotated as protein farnesyltransferase/geranylgeranyltransferase type-1 subunit alpha. The transcript is spliced from 3 exons. NCBI's taxonomy places the organism in Eukaryota, Metazoa, Arthropoda, Insecta, Diptera, Diopsidae. Gene Ontology annotation, cellular component: CAAX-protein geranylgeranyltransferase complex; cytoplasm; protein farnesyltransferase complex. Gene Ontology annotation, molecular function: protein farnesyltransferase activity; CAAX-protein geranylgeranyltransferase activity. The coding region runs from base 170 to 1150 and encodes 326 amino acids. Gene Ontology annotation, biological process: protein farnesylation; protein geranylgeranylation. The record is from RefSeq and is a predicted model, not a curated record.
GAUUCAUUCAGUCAACAAUUAUUAUCGCGGUUCAUGUUGACAUUUCCAUGCUUUAUAAAUUCAGUUUUAUCAGUCGCUAACAUUAAGCAGCAAUUGUUUAUCUAGAAGAAGCUAGAAAUUUUUCACUUUUGUUCAACAGCUUCUUUCAUAAUAAAAACAAAUUAAAAACAUGAGUGAUAGUUCUGAUGAAGAUUUGGGAUCUGACUGGAUACCAUAUAGUUCGCGCAACGAUUGGGCAGAUGUAGUACCAUUAGAACAGGAUGAUGGAGAGAAUCCUAUAGUCGCAAUCGCGUACAGCUCAAAAUUUCGUGAAGUAUUUGACUAUUUUCGCGCAAUUCUCGCUAAACAAGAAAAGUCAUUACGCGCAUUAGAUUUGACAUCAGAUGCAUUAAGGCUUAAUACGUCUAACUACACAGUCUGGCAGUAUCGACGGGAAAUAUUAAAUGAACUUAAAUCAGAUUUAAAAAAGGAACUAGAUUAUAUAUGUGAAGUUAUACGUGAAAAUGCUAAAAACUAUCAAGUUUGGCAUCAUCGACGUGUUAUUGUUGAAAUGCUAAAUGAUGCGAGCCAAGAAUUAGCAGUCACACAAAUGGCAUUAGAAGCUGAUGCAAAAAACUAUCAUGCUUGGCAGCAUCGUCAAUGGGCCAUACAAAAAUAUGAUCUCUAUGAAAACGAACUGAAUUUUGUUGAUCGCCUGAUAGCAGAUGAUAUACGUAAUAAUUCCGCUUGGAACCAACGUUUUUUCAUAUUAAAAAGUUAUGGUUUUACAACUGAUGUUAUCCAACGUGAACUGCACUAUACCAUGAAUCGAAUUCGUGUAGUAAAGAACAAUGAGAGUGCAUGGAAUUAUUUAAUAGGUGUGUUAAGGCAAAGUGAUACUGGUGAACUGAAUCAUUUUCCAGAAGUUAUAGAAUUUAGUGAAGAACUCUACAAUGCUGGCAACCGUUCACCGUUUUUGCUUUCUUUUUUAAUUGAUCUAUAUCAAGAGCAAUGUUUACGUAAUGAAUGUGCCGAAGAAAGAGAUGUUCUAGCGCGUAAAGUAUAUGGUCUGUGUGAUGAAUUAGCUAAAAAGCACGAUCAUAUAAGGCGAAAGUAUUGGGGAUAUAUAGCAGAUAAGCUUAAAGAAGAAUUAAAUGAAAAAAAGCAAUAAGGAAACUAUUGUUGUGCACAACUAUAACCUAUCAAUUAAAU